Wickerhamiella sorbophila is the source of this 501-nucleotide messenger RNA. RefSeq lists its product as hypothetical. The record is from RefSeq and is a predicted model, not a curated record. Gene Ontology annotation, cellular component: membrane. The transcript has a single exon. Bases 1 to 501 code for a protein of 166 amino acids. Lineage: Eukaryota; Fungi; Ascomycota; Dipodascomycetes; Dipodascales; Trichomonascaceae.
AUGACUGAACCCACGAGUUUUGCCCAAAAAGCCAAAGACAUUUUAUUUAUUGCCCUUGUUUUUAUUCUGCCCACUAUUCCUGUUGGUUAUAGAUAUGGCGUUCGCUCUACGGAUUUCUGGAUCAGUUUAGUCUUGCUCAUCGUGUUCCCUAUCUUCUCCGUCGUCCAUGGCAUAUACGUCCUCAUGCUACACCCCAGACCUGCAGCGCAUGAAGGGUACGUGCCCAUUGAUGAGGAAAGCCAGGCUGGUAGCUGUUGCAAUGCCAAUGAGCAGCCACAAUGCCCCGACUGCGGCGACUGCUGCGCCACCCAAACCACGCCCCUCGUAAAGCCUAUGGUUCAGCGGCCAAAGGCGUCUGAGCAGGCUGUUGAGGAGCCUGUCCAGGAGCAUGUUCAGGGGCCUGUCCAGGGCACGUCUGAUUCUCCUCCGUACAACCCUCCUGCCUAUACUGAGACCAACCACUCUGCGACUUUUGACAACAAAGUGCAAUCCGCCAAUUGA